AUGGCGAAGCGAGAGGAGGAAAUGAAUGAAAUUAGGGUGAAGACUACAGAAGAAAUCAACGAAGGGGUGGUCGACCUCAAGGGAGAGCUCCUCAUGCUUCGCCUCCAGAAGUUUACCCACAAUGAGUUCAAAGUCCAGCGAGUUCCAUCGCAUACACAAAAGGGUUACAUUGUCUUUCUCUUUGUCUUGGGGGAAAAAAAACUAUGUUUAUGCUUGGAUUGGUUCAAUGCUGUUGAAACUUUGUGUGUUUUCGGGGUUUUAGUUUUGGGAGGGAACAUCAGGCCUUCAGCUGAGAAUUUGAAAGACAUCCUUGGAUCCGUUGGAGCCGAAGUUGAUGAUGAUAAGAUUGAGCUGCUCCUGUCUGAGGUGAAGGGUAAAGACAUUACUGAGCUUAUUGCAUCUGGAAGAGAGAAAUUGGCAUCUGUCCCUUCUGGUGGUGGUGGUGCUAUUGCAGUUGCAGCAAUAGGUGGUGGCGGCAGUGCUGCUGCUGCUCCUGCUGCAGCAGAGCCAAAGAAAGAGGAAAAGGUGGAAGAGAAAGAGGAAUCAGAUGAUGAUUUGGGCUUCAGUCUGUUUGAUUGAGAAAUUAGGAUAGCAUGUAUGUUUCAAGAUUACUCCAUCAGGGCUUGGUAAAAUCACAAGUUCAUGUUUCUGCAAGCUGUUUAUUUUUUAUUUUUUAAUGUCUGGUUCUGUUUUAAAACUGGGAAGUUAUGCAGAAAUCUUACAGAUUAACUUAGUAUUGUUCUUUCGAAUAUUGCACGUUGUUUUCUGGUCCUUGAGAUAUCGAUAUGAU
This is a messenger RNA of Juglans microcarpa x Juglans regia, 790 nucleotides long. Its product is annotated as 60S acidic ribosomal protein P2-like. Gene Ontology annotation, biological process: translation; cytoplasmic translational elongation. The coding region runs from base 1 to 579 and encodes 192 amino acids. Lineage: Eukaryota; Viridiplantae; Streptophyta; Magnoliopsida; Fagales; Juglandaceae. Gene Ontology annotation, molecular function: structural constituent of ribosome. Gene Ontology annotation, cellular component: cytosolic large ribosomal subunit; ribosome. The record is from RefSeq and is a predicted model, not a curated record. The transcript is spliced from 2 exons.